This is a messenger RNA of Carassius gibelio (silver crucian carp), 2291 nucleotides long. RefSeq lists its product as uncharacterized. NCBI's taxonomy places the organism in Eukaryota, Metazoa, Chordata, Actinopteri, Cypriniformes, Cyprinidae. The transcript is spliced from 5 exons. The record is from RefSeq and is a predicted model, not a curated record. Gene Ontology annotation, biological process: response to bacterium. Bases 529 to 1191 code for a protein of 220 amino acids.
UGUGGUGCAGUGUUCUGUAGUGUAGUGUAGAAUCAGAGAUGAGUAGAAUCAAAGAUGAGAGUCAUAAGUAAAUAUUUUUUAGGGAACAUACAUGCACAUGUAUUGCAUAUGUUGCAUGCAUUAUCAGUUACUUUGGAUAAAAUCAAAAUCAAAAUGUCUAGUGUGCAGAAAUUACAAAAACAUUGUGAGAAAGCAUGGGAUGUCUGUUGUACAUUUGCAUUUUUGUGUGUGGUAAUGGACUGCGAGGUACACAUGUGCUCAUACUGACGGAAGAAAGUGUGAACACCAAGCUGCUCUAGAUUUGACCUUUUCCUCAAAAAUGAAACUUAAGGGUGGUGGUAUGCAGCAGCAAACAGAUUCUUCCCUUUUCAGUAAACACUAGCAUGACAACUGUGGAAAUGUGCAAAACUGUGGUUUAUAAGUGAAAGCCUGACCUGUCGAGGGUUAGCAAACUGAAGCAUUUAUAAGUAAGACCCCUGCUCCCACAUCUCAGAUCAGAUGAACUGCACCUGACAAAGAGACUGGAACAUGAGCUUUUUCAAAGUUAUCCUUUUAGUCAGCAUCAGCACACAGUGCCACGCAGACACAGUGAACAUGAGCGUCCUGCUGGAGCAGAAUGUCACUCUGCCCUGCUUCCUGAACUCCAGCUCUGAGAUGGCAUGGUAUCGACUGAGCUCUGAGCACAUUACUUUACUCAUAUCUGCAGCAAGAGGAAACCUUAACAAAAAAGAUUUAGUUACUUACUAUAAUGAGAAUGGCAGUCACUUUGGGCUGGAAGCAGACAGGAGGAUGGACUCGGUCAGCCUGGUGAUCUCUGGGGUCCGAGAGUCAGAUCUGGGGCUGUACUACUGCGCUCUUGGUGUCAGGGCAAAGACGAUGCACUUUGGCACUGCUGUUAGACUCACAUUUGCAGACGCUGAACUGCGGCGUUCAUCAGAAAGUGUGGGCUGCAGGAUGCUGUUGGUCUGUGCUUGUGUUGUUUGUGGGGUUUGCAGUAUUCUCUGCGUGACUGUGCUUUGUUACAGACAAGGUUCUUCCAGGGUCUGUUGCAUCAGCUGCGUGACAGAAAACUCAAAUGUCAAGGCAGCACAAGUACAGUAUUCCAGUCUCCGGUUCCUCAGACGGUCCAGAGCCGCGGCUCCUGCUCCAGUCAAUGUGAUAUACGCAGCUAUAAACAACCACACGUCCUGAUUUCACCACAUUUAACCAGAUUCAUAUUAACAGAGAGAGUUUAACAAGUCUACUAUACCAACAUCUAUACUCUGAACCUAUGCCAAGCCUGUGGGAGAAAUCCAUAUAAAAUCAUUUAUACAAUACCAUUCAAAAGUUUGGGGUUGGAACUAUUUGUAAUAUUUCUGAAAGAAGUCUAUUUUGUUCACCAAGGCUACAUGUAGUUGGUUUAAAGGGGUCAUAAAAGUGUCUGUACAUUGUGUGCAGGGGAAGACAAUAUGAAAGAAUGACUCCUAAUAAUCAAGGUGUUCUGUUGGUGGAUCUUAUAAUGAACAUAGCAGUCUCAUUUACUCCUGACAUCUGAGCUGCUGUGGUUUAGCUUUGUUUUUGAAGGGAAUGCGCCCCAAUGUACCUAAAUGUGCCUAUGUUUUAUGAAUCUUUGCAGAUCCCCUUUCCUAAUAAUUUCAAGUUUCACAGCUAAAGUAGUCAUAUUACAUGUGUUAUAUAACUAUAUUCUAUGGUUUGUUUUUCAUUUGUUUGAUUAUAUAUAAGCUUUUGUAGGAUGACAAUAAAGCUAAGACUCAGUUUCUAUAUAAGGUGUUUUUGAAUGUAUUCGGUUUAUAUGAACAUAUCUCAUAUUGAACAGGUAUCCAGUGUAAAUGAGUGUGUUGUUUUCAUGACGGGGUCAGUGUGGAGUAAAUGACAUGCUGUCUGCUGCUCAGCUGUCUGUCUGUCUGUCUCCAGUGCUGCACACCCAGAGACGCGUACUGGAUUUCCCCCUGGACACACACACACACACACACAUUAGCACAGCUAAUAUAGAUAACUCUAGCCAUAUUUACAUCGUAUUUAAAUUGACAAGUAUAUUUGGCUGUUGAUUGGUGGAGAAAGAAACUCACUGCAUCCUCCUGAGGGUCCAGCAUCCAGGGGCCUGAUAAACAACACAAGAUCACUGUUUAAAAAUCACCUUGGAUCAAACCAUGUCUGCAUAAUGAUCUCAUGAUAUUAAUGCAAAGAAUAACAUUCCACCCCUACCUUCAUUUGACAUGCUUUGUAAUUGUUGACCAGAUGCAAUAUUUGUCAGCUCUGAAAAGAAUUAAAUAAAUCAAUCAAUUAUCCAA